UUUUUAUCAAUUCUUUUAGUUUUUGCAUAGUUUUUAACGACGUUAAACAAUAAAAUUAUCAAUUAUUAAAUUAUAAUAAUUAACAAUUAGUGAAUAAUUAUUUAACUUAAAAUGUCAACUAAUACGUAUUUACUAUCAGUUCCUGUGAAACGUGCAUCAGAUGUAAAUAUAGUUAAACCGUUGAAAAAUCUUAUUUCUUCACAUUAUAAUUCAUCUGAUAAUCCUGAAGAUUACACGGAAGCUAUUAAUGAAUUAAGUAAGCUCCGUAAUCAAGCUUUGUGGAAAGUCUUGGAUAAAUAUGAUAAUUCAUUGGAACUGAUUUACAGUUACUAUGAUCAAAUAACAGCAUUGGAAGCUAAAGUGCCUCCUACAGAAGUUCAGAUUCCUUUCAAAUGGAAAGAUGCUUUUAAUAAAAUGACUUCAUUCUUUGCCAAUGGAAAAGUUAAUCUGACCUUAAGUUCCAUUGGUUAUGAAAAAGUUUGUGUGUUAUUCAAUAUAGCUGCUCAACAGAGUGCUGUAGCAGCUACACAAAAUUUUGAAAGUGAUGAAGGAUUAAAACUUGCUGCAAAAUAUCUUCAACAAAGUGCUGGAAUUUUUAAUACACUGAAAACAACUGUUAUGAGUGUUAUUCAACAAGAUCCAACUCCUGAUUUAAACCCAGAUAUGUUAGCUAUGUUGUCUACACUUAUGCUAGCACAAGCUCAAGAAAUGUUUGUUCUAAAAGCAAAUAUAGACAAGAUGAAAGACCAGUCAAUUGCUAAACUGUGUUCUCAAUGUGAAGAAUACUAUUGUGAAACUGUAAAAUUAAUGGAAAAAGAAUCUGUUUUAAUGUCAUUGGAUAAAGAAUGGACAUCAUGUAUUUUAGCCAAACAAGCAAUUUUUCAAGGAUUGACUCAAUUUCAUCAAUCUAUGGUUUGCAAAAAUAAUAAAUCUAUUGGUGAACAAAUAGCAAGACUAAAUGAAGCAAUUAAUUAUCUAAAACUUGGUCAGAGUCGCUGUGGUCGGUCAAUUUAUCAAGGGCAAUAUAACAAGGCUCAACAAGAACUAGCUGAAGCAAAAAAAGACAAUGAUUUUAUUUAUCAUGAACGAAUUCCAGAAGUAAAAAAUUUAGAGCCAGUUGCAAAAGCUACUAUUGCUAAGCCUACACCCGUACCUUCAAAAUUAUCAUCUAAAUUUAAAGAUUUGUUUGAAAAUUUAGUGCCCGUAUCUGUACAGCAGGCAUUAAGUACAUAUGAUGUUAGGAAAACUGAAUUAGUGAAUACUGAAAUUGGAAAACUUAGAGAAGCUACUCAAAUUCUCAACGGGUGUUUAGCAUCUCUUAAUUUACCAGCAGCAUUAGAAGAUGUCAAAGGUGUUGGAAUACCUCAAUCUCUUAUUGAAAAAUCAAAUAGUGUGCGUAUGAAUGGUGGCAUUCAAAAGCUUGAAACAUUGAUUAGAGAAUUACCAGAGUUGUUAAAGCGAAAUGAAGAAAUUAUCAAUGAAUCUGAAAGAAUGCUUAACGAAGAACAAGAAUCAGAUGAUCAACUUCAAGCACAAUUUAAAGAAAAAUGGAAUCGAACUAAGUCUAGUACUCUUACUCAAGUAUUUAGAGUAAAUAUUACUAAAUAUCGAGAAAUAAUUAAAAAUGCCACAUCUGCUGAUAAGAUGAUACGUGAGAAAUUUGAUUCCCAAAAACGAGCUAUUCACUUAUUAUCAGAAGGUCAAGAAGCAAUUCAAAGUGUUCUGCCAGCUGCAUCAAAUUCUGGAGUAAAUUUUGCAAACUCCACUGCAGCUGAUAAAUUAAGACAUUUAAUGGAAGAGGUGGAAAUAAUGAAAAAUGAAAGAGAUGUGAUUGAGACCGAGUUGAAAUGUGCGUCAACUGAUAUGAAAUCUAAAUUUCUAAAUGCUUUGGCUGAAGAAGGUACUAUAAAUGAAGGAAAUCUUUCAACUGAAAGCUUAGAUCAGUCUUAUGCUCAUUUACAAAUACAAGUUCGAGACAGUCUUAUAAGACAAGAAACUCUUUUGUCACAUAUUCAGGUUGUUAAUACAGAAUUCUGCAAAGAAAAAAGUAGCGGAGGCCAAAGAGAAGCUCUUUUUAAAGAUUUAGCUGCUGGUUAUGAUGUUUUUAAUGAAUUACAAAACAAUUUAAUGGAAGGCACUAAAUUUUAUAAUGAUUUAACUGAGAUACUUAUAACUGCUCAAAAUAAAAUAUCAGAUUUCUGCUUUGCAAGGAAAGCUGAAAAAGAAGAAUUAUUGAAAAGUUUGACUAAAAAUUUAAGUCAAGAAACACCUGUUACUGUCCCCCCAUCAAAUCAAACUUUCCAAACUGGUACAGCUCCCUUAAACCUAAGUUCUUCUAUAGCUAGUCAACAACUUCCUUAUCCAAUGCAGCCACAAGGUAUGCCAUUACCAUACACAUUACCAAGAACAGGUCCAUAUCCUGGAUACAUGCCUCCUAUGCCAACUGCAUAUAAUCCAUAUGCAACUUUACCUUAUCCUCAACAAAAUUACCAGAAUUACCCGUCUCAAAGUCAGCAACUUCAGUAUCCACAAUAUCCUCAAUAUCCACCACAAAACCCACAGCAACCCCCUGCACAAUGGUAAAUAAUUUUUAAAUGUUUUUUGCUAAGAAAAAUUUCAAUUUUUAUGUAUUUUUAAUAAUUGUUAUUAGACUUAAAUAAGUUAAUAUAAAUAUAUUAUAUAUUUUUUUUU
This is a messenger RNA of Daktulosphaira vitifoliae (grape phylloxera), 2691 nucleotides long. RefSeq names its product programmed cell death 6-interacting protein (gene ALiX). Bases 112 to 2583 code for a protein of 823 amino acids. The record is from RefSeq and is a predicted model, not a curated record. NCBI's taxonomy places the organism in Eukaryota, Metazoa, Arthropoda, Insecta, Hemiptera, Phylloxeridae. Gene Ontology annotation, cellular component: endosome. Gene Ontology annotation, molecular function: protein binding. Gene Ontology annotation, biological process: mitotic cytokinesis. The transcript has 16 exons.